GCCCUACUUUUUGGUAAUAGCUCUUGUAUGGGAUCCCAAAUGAAUAUCAUCAUGAGUUUUCCCAAAAGGGGAAGGGAUGUCUCCAUAGGGUAAACUUGUAAGUUUCCUGGUCAGGGAACCAAAUGUUGCAUCCUUUGGGGGACCUCAGAGGGAGGGGGACUAGGAGCCCACCAUAAUGACCCUUCAUACUGUAAGUUUUUGCCAUCUGUUAACUGCGACAGCCAUAAGCAAUGUUCAGGUAGUUACAACAUACAAACUUGCAGUGACGAACAAUCAUUGUGAAGAAAACAUUAACUCAAAGUGUCUAGUCAACUAUGUGAAGUAACCAAAGGCUAGCAGUGCCCACCUGCACCAGUAUGGGAUGGGAAGCAACUCUGAUUGGAUACAGGAAGCGCUGUAUGGGCUGAGCCUAGACAGUGGGCUCCAAGAGGCAGGAGGUGCCCAUGGCCUUGCUGAGUACCAGACAAUUCAAGUCUGCCAUGACUAGCAGACGUUUCACAUUCUGCAUUUUUGUGAUCAAGCUCACUGAUGCCCAAGCAUUCUUGUCUACUUGGCAAAACACGUAGCAAGACAGCAAUUUUUCCUGAGAGCAAACACUGACAAAACACCUCUGUAGGAUUUUCUGAGGAUAGUGACCCUGCUUCCUUUUGAAGCCCAGGGAGUUUGAGGUGGCAAAAAUAGGAGGGUGGGGCCCAGGUCAUGCAGCAGCCCCUCCCUACUCUCAACACCACUCCUGCCCCGGAGCUGUAUGGUCUGCAAUCCAUUGCCUUCCUCCCGGGUGGGAUGCAGACCUACUCCUUCUAGAUUGACAGCUGCUCCUGGAGCAUACAAGGAUGUCACCUUGGACAGCACCCUUCUCAGACCCCACUUCCUGUGCCCAUCUGACAGGCCUGUCAAAUGGCUCCCAACUACCAAAUCCAAUGGGCUCUUCAUCCCACAGCUCUUUAACAACAGCCCAGAUAAAGCUGCUUGGAGAUCUUGGUCCUGUUUGCCAACUCCAUGAUCUGGGGCACGUCUUCCUGCCCCAAAUGAGACAAGCACCAAACACCUCUUGGUGUACCAAAAAGCACCAAGAAGAAGUCAUAAGCUUGGCACAAAUCCUGGCACACAGGGAUCACUGAGUAGAUAUUCACAAAAUUGAGGAGCACUGGGUUAAAAUCAAUGCUGCAAGGCACAGGCCUGUAAACCGUGCACUGGAUUGGGGUUGGGGGGCUGACACUGGAGGAUCACUCGGUGCAAAGCCAGCCUGGGCUAUAUAGUAAGUUCAAGACCACCAUGAACUACACUGUGAAACCCUAUCUCAAAAAACAAUGUUCCAAAGAUGGCAGGCCAUACUUUGCUAGAUGAGGCUUUCUGCCCAGCAAGAUGCAGCCCCUGUGUGUCCAAUCGCGCCCAACACUGCACGGGACUGAACAGGGAACAGUUCUGCCCUCCAACCCUUUCCACAGCCACUGAACUGCCACCAAGGACCGCGUCGACGGCAAGCCUCGGAAGUGUUUGAGUUCGCUGCUGGACUGUCGUUACCCCUGGCGAGUGGCUUCGAAGUCUGGCAAAGGCAGAUAGAGCAGGGGGUGGAGAGCCGAACUACCCUUUCCCAAAAGCAGAGCACCCUACGGUGCAGGAACAGCGCUAACGCUGGGAUAACAGAGGGGAGGCCAAGCCACUGCGGGUACCAGAGAAUCGUGCAUGGGCACCCCGAAGAAGGAUUCGAGGGUGUGCGGCCCCCGGGGCUUCCAGCCAGUCCACGAGUAUCCGCGGAUUCGGGCGCGAAACCCAGGUCGCUGAAAAGCGGCCCCUGGCGGCGGCGGGGUCCCCAGCAGUGCCAGUUCCAAUGGCCAAGGGCAGUGACUACAAGGUAAAGAAGGAAGCGGCCGCGGCUGGCUCACCGGAAGUGACGUUGGCCGGAAGCGCGCCGGGGGAUGAGUCAUGGCCCAAAAGGCCGAGGGACAGCCGUCUGAAGAAAUUUUGUUGCUCUGGAAACGGGAGCAAGCCCGGCUGAAGGCCCUCCUGGUAGACCGAGACACGGAGGCCUGGCAACAGGAUCCCGACUUCUCAGGUCUGCAGAGAGUUGGGGGCGUUGAUGUGUCCUUCGUGAAAGGGGACAGUGUCACUGCCUGUGCUUCCCUGGUGGUGCUCAGCUACCCCGAGCUCGAGGUGGUAUACGAGGACAGCCGUGUGAUCAGCCUGACAGCCCCCUACGUAUCAGGCUUCCUGGCCUUCCGAGAGGCGCCCUUCCUAGUAGACGCGGUGCAUCGGCUGCAAGAGAAGGAGCCAAGCCUCAUGCCCCAGGUCCUUCUUGUGGAUGGAAAUGGGGUGCUCCACCACCAAGGCUUUGGAGUAGCCUGCCACCUUGGCGUCCUCACAGGGCUACCCUGCAUUGGGGUGGCCAAGAAACUCCUACAGGUGAAAGGGCUGGAGAACAAUCCUGUGCACAAGGAGAAGAUUCGGCUCCUGCAGGCUGGGGGAGAUACAUUUCCUCUGAUGGGCAGCUCUGGGACUGUCUUGGGGAUGGCCCUGAAGAGCCAUGACCACAGUACCAAGCCCGUGUACAUCUCCGUGGGCCAUAAGAUGAGCCUGGAGGCCGCCGUGCGCCUGACCCGUCGCUGCUGCAGAUUCCGGAUCCCGGAGCCCGUGCGCCAGGCUGACAUCCGCUCUCGAGAGUACAUUCGCAGGACUCUGUGUUGCUCCGGGCCACCUGCACCAGGGCUGGAGAGGAGCCAGAAGAGACCAGGAUCAAAGGCACAUCCCAAAGGAGGCUCAGCAGGGCCAGCAGAAGAGGGCAGGUGCACUGAGGACCCCAGCAGAGACCUGGGACAGACCCAGAAACUAUGCAACCAGGAUGCCAGAAGCAGCAGGGCAAAGCCUGGCAGUCACCAGGAGCUGGGCACCAUGAAGAUGCCAACAGCUAGCCUCCCACUGCAACCUCAGGAAGUAACUAUCCUGAGGAAAGGCCUCUCGGGAUGCUAGCAACCUCCCCAAGUGGAAAUGCUGACCAGAGCACCCAGCAGGACACCUCUUGCACUGUUGGCUGCCCUGCCUCCUCCAGCAUUCGGUGAUCUGGGUGGUCACUGGCCCAGGACAGAUGUGCCCAAGGCGAGUGCCAGACCAGAACAUUAUGAGAUCACCCACCCAGAGCACACAGAGGAUUGGGGGUUCAGGUGCCCAGCAGGCCAGAGACUGACAGCCCACAGUGGGGUUGACAGGUGGCAGGUAGGUCCAGGUUCCCUAGUUCUGGGUCAGGAUGGAGAGGAGAGGAAAGGAGGGUCUCGAGAUGAAAGUGCCCAUGUGCUGGAUGUGCCAGGCUCUGCUGUGCCACACACACACAUGCUGGCAUCCAGCCCAUCCAAAGGAGACAGCUGCCAGGCUCCCCACCCAGGCCCCAGCACCCCCUGAAGUAGAGUGCUCUGGCCCUGCCCAGAACCUGUCUUCUCAUGGGGAUGCCCUCUGCCUGCCUUCCUGGGGUUUACCCGAGACAUGGAGGGAGGAUGGGGUGCCUAGUAGUGGGGUCUCAGGGCAUGGCCAGGCCCACACAGACUUCAGCACACUCCUGGGGCUCCCCCAAAAACCGCCUGAACCCAGGGCGGGGGCUCACAGCUGCCCCCACCGUCUGGCCUCCCAAGCCCCAGAGGACCAGUGGCUGCUCAGAAGUGCAGGGCUGAGGCUCAGCAGAGCUGUCUCCCUGGUGCUUUGGUAAAGCGCGUGGCAGGUGGGGAUAAUGCCUGUCCUCCCUCCUUGUGGCUGGGAGGUCCCAUGAGGUGACAUCCAUAAGGGGCUUAGCAUGAAGCCUGACACGUGGUGGUACCUGGGUAGAAAGAAGCUGUUAGUUUGGAGAAACGGGACCCACAGAGAUCAGGCCUGAUGGCCAUGCUAACCAGAUGACAAGAAACCAGGUAGGAGUUCUAUUCUACCACCCAGCUAUGGGUGGGGUAGCCCUGGCUUCAGCUCCCUCCGGCUGGGCAGGCAGGAGCGGCCUCCUGGGGUGGUGGCCUGUGCUCCCCGUCAGGAGCCCCUAGUUCCAUCUGGAGGCUCAGAAGUGGUGGCCCCAUGCAGAGGCAGCUUCAAGGGGGGACAGGCAGAGGUGGCCACGCCCCCUCCAUGGGGCCUGAGUCUUCACAAGGGACACAGCCAGUACCCACAACAGGCCUGCCCAGCACACACACACACACUCAUACACACUGCCUCCCAGUGAGGGGCGGCCAGAGCCCCAAGGAAAGUGUAGAUAAACUGCAGUGCUGGGGGUUGGAGCCCAGUGCCUGCACACACGGGGCCAGCACCCUGCCCCCAAGUCUCACCUCCCCUGCAGACAGCUUUCGUGUGCCUAGUUUUUGUUUUGAAAUUAAACUCACCGUGACUGGGGAUUUAGCUCAGCAGCAUAACUCCUGCCUUGCAAGCAGGCAGUCGUGAGUUCCAUCCCUGGUACCGAUGCAAAGGAAAAAGACAAAACAAGCAAACAAAAAACAAACAAACAAAAAAAUCCACAACAUGUGAAAUUAAACUCACUGUUCCAGGGCUGGGAGUUUAGCUCAGUGGCAUAAGUGUCUGCCUGACAAGCACUAAGGUCAUGAGUUCGAUCCCCGGUACCAUAAAAUUAAAAUAAAAUAAAAUAAAAAAUAAAAUUCACAAUUCUA
This is a messenger RNA of Cavia porcellus (domestic guinea pig), 4628 nucleotides long. RefSeq names its product endonuclease V (gene Endov). NCBI's taxonomy places the organism in Eukaryota, Metazoa, Chordata, Mammalia, Rodentia, Caviidae. The transcript is spliced from 9 exons. Gene Ontology annotation, biological process: DNA repair. Gene Ontology annotation, cellular component: cytoplasm; nucleolus. Gene Ontology annotation, molecular function: RNA endonuclease activity producing 5'-phosphomonoesters, hydrolytic mechanism; single-stranded RNA binding. The record is from RefSeq and is a predicted model, not a curated record. Bases 1927 to 2967 code for a protein of 346 amino acids.